UACUACAUACUGCUGACCCAGUUGCUCAGGUACCCUGCCUGUCUUUGUUGCUAUGGGAGAUUGGAAGACUAUUACUGUGCCAGUGCUGUCAUCAGAUAGCAAAAAUAUUUUUCACUAUACCUCAGAGAAAAAGAUAUCUCCCCCAAGCAUGAACUCACAAGUGCUACGCUUGCCACUGCCUUCAUCCAAAAGCACGCACAGCUUUUUCAGUGCCUUCUGCACAGAAGAGAAUAUUGAACAGAGUAUAUCCUAUCUCAAUAGGGAAUUGACAACAUUGGGCUUUCCUUCUAUUUAUGCAGAGUCCAAAGGAAAAGAAGUAAAUUUAAUAUCUCUCAUAAAUUGCAUGAAUGAAUUGCUUGUACUGCAGCACAAGAACCUUCGAGCUCAGGAAGAAGUAGAAAUGCAGCAUCUGAAACUGGGUAGCGAUAUGGAUCACUUACAGAACUGCUAUGCUAAAUUAAAGGAACAGUUGGAAUUAUCUAAAAGGGAAAUAGUUGGACUUCAGGAAAGAGACAGACAACUGCAAAGCAAGAACAGAAAUUUGCACCAGUUACUUAAAAAUGAAAAGGAUGAAGUACAGAAGUUACAGAACAUAAUUUCAAGUAGAGCUACACAGUACAAUCAUGAUAUGAAGAGGAAAGAGAGAGAAUAUAACAAAUUAAAGGAACGCUUACAUCAGUUGGUCAUGAACAAAAAGGACAAAAAGAUAGCUAUGGAAGUUCUAAAUUAUGUUGGUAGAGCUGAUGGGAAGAGAGGUGCAUGGAGGACUGAUAAGACAGAAGCCAGAAAUGAAGAAGAAAUGUACAAAGUUCUGUUAAGUGAUUAUGAACAACGCCAAAAACAGCUUUUAGUGGAAAAUGCUGAGCUGAAAAAGGUUCUUCAGCAAAUGAAGAAAGAGAUUAUUUCACUUCUCCCGCCACAGAAACAGAAACCUAAAGAAAGGUCUGAAGAUGGGCCAGUGCUGUCAGACCUGGAGGAAGAUAUUGGAGAGUUAAAUAAAGAGAACAUGUGGGAACUGUCUUGUGAAACUGUGCGAGAGCAGCUUACCAACAGCAUUAGAAAACAAUGGAGAAUGUUGAAAAAUCAUGUUGAAAAGCUGGAUAACCAAGUGUCACGUGUACAUUCAGGAGCUUUGAAUGAAAAAGAUGUAAUUUCAAGAGAAGACCAUGAGAUGGAAACUGAAAAGCUAGAGUUAGAGAUUCAGCAAUGUAAAGAAAUGAUCAAAACUCAGCAACAGCUCUUACAGCAGCAGCUUAUGUCUCCGUGUGACGAUGACACCACUCUGUUACUACAGGACUGCUAUUUGUUGGAAGAAAGAGAGCGUCUUCAGGAAGAAUGGAGACUAUUUCGAGAACAAAAAAAGAAUUUUGAGAAGGAACGGAGAAGUUUUACAGAAGCUGCUAUUAGAUUAGGACUUGAGAGAAAGGCAUUUGAAGAAGAUAGAGGGGCAUGGCUGAAGCAACAGUUCUUAAGUAUGUCUACUGAUUACAAGCACUCUGAAAAUGCGACAACUCCAAGUGCCUUCUUAGGAAGUUCCGACCAAGACAAUCAGUCAGUGAAAUCUACAUCUCAGCAAAGAAAAUCUCACUGUAUGUUGAGUGGUCCUGUUUCAGCAGAACCUUGCCAAGCAUCUCAGUAUAUUACACGUAACAGUUCCAGUGCUGCAUCAAAAAAACCUGCUGGAGAUAGCAAGCCAAAUCAGUGGGUGGAAAGUGACGAAGAAGAAACAGAGUAAUGCACAAAGUCACGGGAAGAUGCUGGAGUUGGCGCUCUGCUAUGUAGAAACUUGCACAUAGAAC
This is a messenger RNA of Pelecanus crispus (Dalmatian pelican), 1799 nucleotides long. The record is from RefSeq and is a predicted model, not a curated record. NCBI's taxonomy places the organism in Eukaryota, Metazoa, Chordata, Aves, Pelecaniformes, Pelecanidae.